Symbiodinium natans is the source of this 876-nucleotide messenger RNA. NCBI's taxonomy places the organism in Eukaryota, Dinophyceae, Suessiales, Symbiodiniaceae. The record is from the annotation of a GenBank genome assembly.
AUGAUCUCGCCGGCGGACGUGACAUACGUCACUGCAUUUGCCCGUCAACAAGAUGAUGUCUACGGCCAAGCAGUGUUUAAAGAAUUCCUUCCGGGAAAUGUGGAGCGCAUCCUUUUGAAUGCCAGAGACAAGAGCAUCCCAGACGGCUCCGCAAGCGACUUCAUCGCCGCCUUGAGCUAUCAGAGCAUCCUUGCUGCUAGAUUCAAGCUGUUCUUCAUUUCUUUCUUGGCGGCUUCGUUCCAGGGGGAUGCUGCAACUUGCUUUUUGCUUGCCAACAAGCUGAACGAGCAAAUGCACAGUUAUCUAGUAAAGCUCCGCCUUCAAGAUUUGGUGAACAAAAGAGAUGUUGAUCUGCAGAAAUGCGACGAAUGGCGGCAACACUUGCUGGGGUCUGUCCAAGGGCAAGCAUCCGAUUCCCCCCUAGUCUUUCCGGAGAAAGCCGCCGAGGCAGUUUACAAGCUGAGCACGGAAGACUGUGGGCAGUUCGGAGAUUCGCUGCUUGAAGACCUUGGUGUUUCGAAGAUUGUGCACACCGAGCGUGUGCUCCAACUUCUGUGGUUUUGGUCAGAGGCCGAGAUCCAGACCAUGCAUCAGAAGUUCAAGUUCUCUCCGCACGACCUUCGGAACAUGCGUCUUGCAAAAUCAAAAGCUCACAUUGCGCUGCGGGCCCAAACUAUACACAGAGAUCUUGCUAAGCUUCCCAGGGUUGAUGGCAUACAGCAUUUCGAGGCUUUCUCGAAUGCUGAUUUGAUUUGCUCCAAAUAUUUGAGGAAUCUUGCUGUCAUGUGGAUGCCUGGUGAUCACGUCAGCAAUCAGCAAUGGUGUCUGGAUCCUGCAGUAUCAUGUCAAGGAGAACGUCUAUCGUUUCGUGAAUGA